Molecule: messenger RNA, 1680 nt
Organism: Asterias rubens (European starfish)
Lineage: Eukaryota; Metazoa; Echinodermata; Asteroidea; Forcipulatida; Asteriidae
Exons: 2
Coding region: 184-1164 (326 amino acids)
Source: RefSeq, a predicted model, not a curated record
UACUAUGUAUUCAGAAAAUAUUACAUAAGAGACGCGCAAGGGUUGCCUGCGCACUGCAGAAAUGAUCUCAGUAAAAGUAAACGAAGAUGUUUCCUUAUUGUCGUCAUUUUGCUCUUUCUGUCGUACCCAAGCGUAUGCAGCGUUGUUAUCACUCUGUUGCCAACUGGGUGUAAGCUGUUUUACAUGGAUGAGGAUAAAGAACUCAACAUCACCUUGCUGAGGUAUGAUUACGCAAUAGACUGUGAGAGCCCAGAACACAAUGUUUACAACUAUGCCGCCCAAACAGCUGUGGUGUACGUUGUGGGUUUCCCGCUCGCAUUGCUCAUUCUUCUGUGGUAUAGCAAAAGAAAGACCACCAAUGGAGAAGAUCAAGCAUCCGUUUCGAGUCAGGGUUCAGAUCAAGUGUUGCCCGGUACCUCCAAUGAUGGGAUAGAGGAUACAGAAGCACCCGUGUCGAGUCAGAAUUCGGGUCAAGUACUGCUUGUUGUCACCCAUGAUAGGACAGAUGACUUUAAUAACCUUGUCACAGAGUCAGAUGCGACUGUAUUUCAUGACACCUCAGAGCCAGAUGCAAAAAUUAGCUGGCAGAGUUUUCUGUGUGAAAACUACAAAGCCGAGUUCUGGUACUGGGAGAUCAUUGAACUUACCCGUAAGAUCCUGCAGACGCUCUUCAUACUGCUGUUCGGACCCGAGGACCACUUCACGCUCUUCAUGUCUGUCUUCUUGUCUGUCUUCUUUCUGCUCAUCCACGCCUACCUGAAACCAAUGAAGGAUGCAGCUGAACAGCGGCUUCAGAUGUGCUCGCUUGGUAUCAUCUUCAUAAACAUGCUGGCGGCGUCCUUGCUCAUCAUGCCAAAUGACGAUGGGCCAAUUGUAGAUGAUAGAAAGGGAAUUCUUUCAACUGCGUUAGUUCUUCUUAAUCUCAGCAUUAUUGUUUUCGUUGCAAUAAGCUCCGUCUGGACUGGCAUCAAGACACUUUCGAGACAUGGAUGCUUUGCUUGUAUAAGAAAUUCAUCGGUGCAGAUGUAUAGAUGGUGCCGAAGACGCUACAAGAGAGAGCAAGAUGGCUAUCUGGACGACCAACACUUUUCACUUUUUGACGAACAGGAUGAGCAGACCAAUGAAGGCCAAGACGCUUCAUCAGUGGUUCCAGUGACUUAUUAACUAUUCUUGGCCUGACAGUGAAGUUAGAAGCUAAAAUGAAUAUAAUUUUAGAUGCUGGGCUGCCGGACCAGUUUAUUGGGUAGUGAAUAACACUGUAAUAUAUUGCUAUAUUUAGUUAGUUGUUUCAAAAGAAGGCUGAUGCAAGAUCUUAAACAAAAAUCAUAGCAAAAUGGAUGUUUUGUUCGAGGCUGAUGAUUUAAUAGGGCAAGUCGUAUUUUGUAUUAAAAACCAGGUUUGGAUUACAUUUUUGUUCAGACACUUUGUGUGGUAUUUAGGGGCGUUUUAAUUUUUUGUUAUACUUUGUAGUUGCCCUUUUUUGGCAAUCUAAAAGUAAAACGGACAUGCUUUCUUUAAAACACAGAGAAGGCAAAACCUUCUAUCAUCGCUAUAACGAAAUGAAAACUAUUUCAAACUCCCUCAACUCUUGACACGUAAUUCAUGUUAUUCAAAAUAUUUAAAAUGUAUACCCAAUUCCAUUUAAAAACACUGGACACUAAUGGUAACUGUCAAGACCAG